UUAUCACACAACAUCAAGGUUGUUGAAGCCAAAAGGCAGCUUGGGUUGGAGGAGAAAGUUUGGCUUUGCUUUCCACCAAAUGAUCUCCAGAUUGACAUAGUUAUUGGCCAUGGGGCUGUCCUUGGCGCACAAGCAAAGAUUAUUAGAGACAGUCGCAAGUGCAAGUGGGUACAAGUCACUCACACAGCGCCAAAGGAACUGGGUAUGUGGAAAGACUACGAGGAUUCUAUCGCGAGAAGUGAAGCAAAGCACAAGAUUGAAGUUGAACUAUGUGAAAAUGCUGACUUUGUCGUUGGAGUUGAGCCAAAGCUAAGUGAAUCGUUCCAAAGUUAUCUUAGCUGGUGUAAAAAUCCUGAAGAUGUUGUAACUCUUACUCCGGGAAUUUUCAAUGAAUACUCGGACAUAAAACACUCACCAAGAGAUGGCAAAAAGUGCCGAGUUUUAACAUUUGGCCGUGGAGAUGAGGAAGAUUUCAAACUGAAAGGAUUUGACAUCGCAGCUAAAGCGGUAGCCGGGCUAAGUGACACAAUACUUAUCUUCGCCGGUGCUCGCAAGGAAGACCUUCAACAGGUUACUGAUAGAUUUUUGGAGUGCAACAUUUCUCCAGAAAACCUUGAUGUAAGAAGUUUCCUCGAGAAUAAACAUGAUCUAAUCAGGUUAUUUUGUGAGGUGGAUCUUACACUCAUGCCUUCUCGGACGGACGGCUUUGGACUUACAGCACUUGAAGCUCUAUCUACUGGCCUGCCUGUUCUUGUGAGUGGGAACACGGGAUUUGGAGAGGCCCUCAGCAAGAUUGCAUUCGGUUCAUUUUAUGUAAUCAAUUCCCAAGAUCCCAGUGUGUGGGCCAACGCCAUAAAAGAGGUUUGGAGGAAAGACUGGAAAACGCGGCGUCAAGAAAGUGACUACUUGCGUACCUGUUACAGAAAAGAGUACAACUGGGAAAAACAGUGUAAUGACCUCGUUGCCAAAUGUCACAGCGCUGUUUACGGU
Messenger RNA from Pocillopora meandrina, 990 nucleotides. The record is from the annotation of a GenBank genome assembly. Lineage: Eukaryota; Metazoa; Cnidaria; Anthozoa; Scleractinia; Pocilloporidae.